Messenger RNA from Gadus chalcogrammus (walleye pollock), 2264 nucleotides. It is a transcript of the gene tslig3a, whose product is annotated as family with sequence similarity 98 member A. The transcript is spliced from 8 exons. Bases 29 to 1624 code for a protein of 531 amino acids. NCBI's taxonomy places the organism in Eukaryota, Metazoa, Chordata, Actinopteri, Gadiformes, Gadidae. The record is from RefSeq and is a predicted model, not a curated record. Gene Ontology annotation, cellular component: tRNA-splicing ligase complex.
AUUCCGCUGUAAUUAUUAGCAAUAGCAAAUGUUAUCAGUAUUAAAUCGUGAGAUGGAGACGGACAUCGUUGACUCCCUGGAGGAUCUAGGGUAUCAAGGUCCUCUCCUGGAAGAUGGAGCUCUGGAGGCAGCUGUUAAAGGUGGAGCAGCUUCCCCUGAGUUCACCAAAGUCUGUGCCUGGAUCGUCUCCGAGCUCAGGCUCUACUGUAAACUGGAGGAGAACGUCCACGCCACCAACUGUCCCAGUGAGGCAGAGGGCUUCCAGCUUGAGAUGAGUGGUCUUCUGACUGAGCUGACCUGCCCCUACGCUGUCCUCACCUCUGGAGAUGUCUCCCAGAGACUGCUUAACAAGACCAACUGCUGCCUCCUGCUCACAUUCCUGGUAUCGGAGCUGGAGGCCUCCAGGAUGAUCCUCGUCACCAAGCCCCAGAAGGCGGCGCCGGACUCUUGGGCUGGCUCCCCGAUGUUCCUGGAGCUGAAGGGGAUCUGUGUGACCCUGGGCAUGUCCAAGCCUCCCGCCAACAUCACCAUGUUCCAGUUCUUCAGUGGAAUAGAGAAGAAGCUAAAGGAAGCCGCCGCCAAGGUCCCUGACACCCAUAUAGGAGACCCUCUGAUGAAGAAAACACUUGGACCUUUUCACUGGGACAAAGUUGAAGCCCUAAACCAAGCGCUGGUGAAUGAGUACGAAGUGAGACGGAAGAUGCUGCUGAAACGACUUGACGUUACCGUUCAGUCCUUCGGUUGGUCUGAAAGAGCCAAGAACCAUGCAGAGAGGAUGAAGAAGGUGUACCACCCUCUUCGCGCCGCUCUCAGCUUCCAUAGCAAGGUGUCGGUCGGUCACCUGUUCGCCGCCAGGGAAGAUCUGUCCAAGAUACACCGUACCAGCAGUGGCAAGAUACGGGAGAAGACGGCUUGUGCCAUUAAUAAGGUCCUGAUGGGUCGUGUGCCGGACCGGGGGGGUCGACCCUGUGAGAUCCAGGCCCCUCCCCCAGAGAUGCCCUCUUGGCAGAAGCGUCAGGACGGGCCCCAGGGUGGAGGGGGAAGCUAUGGAGGUUCAGGUGGUGGUCGAGGGGGCAGGGGGGGCUAUGACCAGGGGGGGCGCGGAGGCUACGAAAGGGGGGGAGGAGGAGGGGGCUACGGGGACAGAGACAGAGGGGGCCGUGUUGGUGGUAGGGGGGGCAGGGACGGAGGCGGUGGGGGAGGAAGGGGGGGCUACAACCAAGGUCACUAUCAAGAUGGCAGUCAGCAGGGUGGUGGCCCCCGAGGAGGCUAUGGAGGAGGAGGAGGAGGAGGCUACCAAGGAGGCCACCAGGAGCCUGCCUACCAAGGAGGAGCGGGCGGUUACUACGACAACCACCAACACCAAGAUGGAGGCCGGCACCAGGAGAGAGGCAGUGGCCGGGGUGGACGAGGAGGAGGAGGAGGAGGAGGUGGUGGCAGGGGGAGGGGUGGUCCUCGAGGAGCUGGUGGUGCUGGUGGUGGUGGUGGAGGAGGAGGAGGAGGCUGGGGGGGGAGAGGUGGACAGAAUGUGAACCAAGGCGGACAAUUUGAACAGUUCUUUCAACAGGGUGGGCAGCAGUAUGGCCAGUCUGGCUUCAGUCAAGGCCGAAAUUACACCAGCUGAGGGAGCUGUUUAGAACUGCACAGCUCAUGGUGUGAAAGGCCUCCUCGGAGUGAAUAUAAAUAAACGAACAAAGUUGUCAAGAGUUUGAAUGCACAGCUGCUCAUAAUGUGGUAAAUAGUCCACUCACCGAAGCCUUUUGUUGGACCGGGAACAACUACUGAGCAUCUUGUGGAGGGUUAUCUUCACAAUACUGGGUAGUGUGGUGUGCUUUCUCCACAUGAAGAAUCUGCCAAAACAUUGGUUCUAGUUGCACUCUGCUAUCAUGACCUCAGCCUCACACUAAGUCAGCCUUAUCUUUGAGAUUUGUUUGAAAAGGGAAGAAAAAUGCCAUGUUCAAACGUUGUUCAUAUGCAUUUUGUAUGACAUGUCAACGUUGGCAGUAUCGGACAGUCCAAUCGCCUACUUAUUACCAGUCAAAAUAUUUUUAUUUUAGGGGAUUAGACUGUUUUUUUCCGUUAUUUAAUGUUUUCCAACUGUUACUGACGAUGGAAGAAAAAAAAAUGUAAAUACUAUUUUGGAUGUGGGGAAGUGUGGUAGUUUUUGAAUGAAAUGAGCAAUAAAGUGUGAAAAUGAACCAUUUUGUUUGCCCUUAUUUAAUAUUAAAUAGAUCAAUUAUUAAUGUUAUAUUCGUUAUUUUAGA